Messenger RNA from Pygocentrus nattereri (red-bellied piranha), 7221 nucleotides. RefSeq names its product citron rho-interacting serine/threonine kinase a (gene cita). The transcript has 47 exons. Lineage: Eukaryota; Metazoa; Chordata; Actinopteri; Characiformes; Serrasalmidae. Gene Ontology annotation, biological process: peptidyl-threonine phosphorylation; mitotic cytokinesis; actomyosin structure organization. The record is from RefSeq and is a predicted model, not a curated record. Gene Ontology annotation, cellular component: cytoskeleton; cytoplasm. Gene Ontology annotation, molecular function: ATP binding; protein serine/threonine kinase activity. Bases 3 to 6353 code for a protein of 2116 amino acids.
AAAUGUUGAAGUUCAAAUAUGGAGGACAUGGCAGCGUCAAAGAUUUGGCGUCAGUGGAUCCCAUCACAAGUCGCUGUUCGCGCCUUAACCAGCUCCUACAGGGGAAAAACAGCGUGUAUGGCUUUGCCGGAGGACAUGGGUUGACGAGGGAGAGUCUGUUGGACUCUCUGCUGCUGCUCUAUCAGGAGUGCAGCUCUCCAGAGCUCAUGAAGAUCAAACAUGUGGCCAACUUCGUCCGUAAAUUUUCUGACGUGGUGGCUGAGCUGCAGCAACUGCAGCCACGUAAGCGGGAUUUUGAAGUGAGAGGAGUGGUGGGCCGUGGGCAAUUCGCAGAGGUGCAGGUGGUGAAGGAGAGGGCUACAGGAGAUAUAUACGCUAUGAAGGUCAUGGACAAGAACUGCCUCCGCACUCAGGACAAUGUGGCAUUCUAUGAAGAAGAGCGGGCCAUCCUGGCUCUCAGCAGCACUCCUUGGAUUCCACAACUCCAGCAUGCAUUUCAGGACCAGGAUAAUGUCUACCUGGUGAUGGAGUACCUGCCGGGAGGGGACCUCAUGGCUUUGCUGAACAGAUAUGAGGAUCAGUUUGAUGAACCUAUGGCUCAGUUUUACCUAGCAGAGCUGGUCCAGGCCAUCCAUGUAGUACACCAGAUGGGAUAUGUGCAUAGAGAUGUGAAACCAGAGAAUGUUCUUAUUGACCGUACGGGACACAUUAAACUGGUGGAUUUUGGCUCUGCUGCUAAACUGACUGCAAAUAAAACGGUGGGCGCCUUCAGGCUUCCAGUGGGCACUCAGGACUUCCUGGCCCCAGAGGUUCUCUCUGCCCUGAGUGGGGGACCUCAGUGCAGUUAUGGUGCUGAAUGUGACUGGUGGUCUCUGGGGGUUAUAGCUUAUGAGAUGAUCUACAUGAAGUCACCUUUCACUGACGGCACCUCAGCCAAAACCAUCAACAACAUCAUGAACUUCCAACGUUAUCUGAAGUUCCCUGAAGAACCCAAAGCCAGCCCACAAUUUGUGGAUCUUGUACAGAGUUUGUUAUGCGGGACACGAGAUCGGCUGGACUACGAGGGCCUGCGCUCUCAUCCCUUCUUCUCCACUGUGGACUGGAGCAGCCUCAGACAUACCGUCCCUCCCUUCGUUCCGUCACUCCGCGCUGAAGAUGACACGUCCAAUUUCGAGGAGCCGGACAGGGCCCCCCGGCCCGCAGCCCAGCCGCAGCUCCAGCACCCCCCGGGCUUCCAGGGACAGGACCUGCCUUUUCUAGGCUGGUUCUUCAGCCGGGCCCUAACUGCACUGGCCAGAUCCGAAUCAGUGGCGGCAGGCCUCAACUCUCCGGCCAAGACCAACUCCAUGGAAAAAAAACUGCACCUCAAAAGCAAAGAACUUCAAGACACCCAAGACAAAUGUCACAAGAUGGAGCAGGAGAUUUCACGCUUCCAGCGUAAGAUGACGGACCUGGAGUCGGUGCUCCAGCAGAAAGAUGUGGAGCUCAAAGCCUCAGAGACACAAAGGAGCAUCCUAGAGCAGGACCUCGCCACCUAUAUCACCGAAUGCAGUAGCUUGAAACGCAGCUUGGAACAGGCUCGCGUGGAAGUCUCUCAGGAGGAUGACAAGGCUCUGCAGCUGCUCCACGACAUCCGCGAGCAGAGCAACAAGCUGCAGGAGAUUAAAGAGCAGGAGUACCAUGCCCAGCUGGAGGAGAUGCAAGUUACGAUCAGGCAACUGGAGGAGGAUCUGUCGGCUGCCCGGCGCCGUAGUGAUCUGUACGAGUCCGAGCUCCGAGACUCGCGCCAGACCAGCGAGGAGCUCAAGAGGAAAGCUGCGGACUACCAGCAGAGGAUCCAGAAGGCAAAAGAGCAGGGCAAAGCUGAGGCGGAGGAGCUGCUCACUAAGCUGGAGAAGACUAACGCAGAGCAGCAGCUGAAGAUCCAGGAGCUGCAGGAUAAGCUGUCUAAGGCUGUGAAGGCCAGCACAGAGGCUACCGAGCUCCUACAGAACAUCCGUCAGGCCAAAGAGCGGCUGGAGCGUGAGCUGGAGCGGCUGCGCUGCAAAUCUGACCCCAGCGAUACCUUACGUAGACGUCUGCGCGAGACUGAGGAGGGUAGAAAGACUUUGGAGAAUCAAGUGAAAAGGCUGGAGAUGGUGGAGCGCAGAGAAAACAAACUGAAAGAUGACAUUCAGACCAAAUCCCAGCAGAUUCAGCAGAUGGCCGAGAAGAUCCUGGAGCUGGAAGAGAACCUGAGGGAGACCCAGGCCACAGCCCAGAGGAUGGAGGCCCAUCUAGUUCAGAAGGAAAGACUGUAUGAGGACAAGAUCAAGGUGCUGGAAGCUCAAAUGAAAAUGGAUCAGGCUGAUAAAGAUGUUCUGGAGGCCAAGCGAGCUCAGCAGGAAGAGGAGGUUCGCGAGAAAGGCAAACUCCUAAGCGAACAGAAAGCUACCAUCAAUGCCAUGGAGAAUAAGAUGAAGAGUCUGGAGCAACGUAUUGCUGAACUCUCGGAGGCCAACAAACUGGCAGCCAACAGCAGCAUCUACACACAAAAAAACAUGAAAGCCCAGGAGGAGAUGAUCUCUGAGCUGCGUCAGCAGAAGUUCUACCUGGAGUCCCAGGCAGGGAAGCUGGAGGCUCAGAACGCCAAACUGGAGGAACAUCUGGAGAAGAUGAGUCAGCAGGAGCAGAGCAAAAAGAGCCGUCUGAUGGAGCUGGAGGCCAGACUCCGAGAGAUGGGUCUAGAGCAUGAGGAGCAGAAGUUGGAGCUGAAGCGGCAGGUGACGGAGCUGACACUGUCUCUGCAGGAGAGAGAGUCUCAGAUUAGCAGCCUGCAGGCUGCACGCCAUGCGCUGGAGAGCCAACUACAGCAGGCCAAGACUGAACUGGAGGAGACCACCGCAGAGGCUGAGGAGGAGAUUACUGCUCUCAGAGCACACAGAGAUGAGAUUCAGCGCAAAUUUGAUGCCCUAAGGGACAGCUGCUCGGUUAUCACAGACCUUGAGGAGCAGCUGACACAGCUGACCCAGGAGAACGCAGAGCUGAACCGGCAGAACUUCUACUUAUCCAAGCAGCUAGAUGAGGUGACCGAUGAACGCGAGGAAAGACUACAGCUCACCCAGGACGUGGACCGCCUGCGCAGAGAGGUGGCCGACAGGGAGAUGCAUCUGAACAACCAGAAACAGAACAUCGAGACACUGAAGACGACGUGCAGCAUGCUGGAGGAGCAGGUGGUGGAACUGGAGACGCUGAAUGAUGAGCUGCUGGAGAAAGAGCGACAGUGGGAAGGUUGGCGGGCCGCACUGGAGGAUGAGAAGGAGCAGGCGGAGCGUCGAACCCGCGACCUACAGCGUCUCCUCGACAAUGAGAAGCAGAACCGACUGCGUGCUGACCAGCGCAGCACUGAGUCCCGGCAGGCCGUAGAGUUGGCCGUCCGAGAACACAAGGCUGAAAUCCUCGCUCUGCAGCAGGCACUCAAAGAGCAGAGGCUUAAGGCAGAGAGCCUGUCUGAUACUCUGAAUGACCUGGAGAAGAAGCACGCCAUGCUGGAAAUGAACGCUCGCAGCCUCCAGCAGAAACUAGAGACAGAGAGGGAGCUCAAACAGAGGCUAAUGGAAGAGCAAGGGAAGCUGCAGCAGCAGAUGGACCUCCAGAAGACUCACAUCUUCAGACUGACUCAGGGCCUGCAGGAUGCACUGGACCAGACUGAUCUUCUAAAGACUGAGAGAACAGACCUGGAAUACCAACUUGAGAACAUACAAGCUGUGUAUUCACACGAGAAGGUGAAGAUGGAGGGCACUAUCUCCCAGCAGACCAAACUCAUUGACUUCCUUCAGGCUAAGAUGGACCAGCCCACCAAGAAAAAGAAGGGUAUUUUUGGCCGUCGACGGGAGGAGCUGGGGGCUAGUGGUAAUGGGGCGACAGCUGUGCCUCAGAGCCAGCCAGCAGUGCCCAUGCAGUACAGUGACAUGAAAGCAGCGCUGGAUAAAGAGAGAGCACGCUGCUCAGAGCUGGAGGAGGCUCUGCAGAAGAUGAGGAUAGAACUACGUUCUCUGCGAGAGGAAGCAGCUCAUUUUAAGGCUCAGGAGCAUGUAGCCCCAUCCACACCCGCCUCGGCCCGACACCAGAUUCUCAUGUCGGCCAUCGUUAAAUCACCUGAGCGCCAGCCAAACCCCAGCAGUCUGCUGAACCCAGCCAGCUCUGCUCGCCGCAAAGAGACCUCCACACCCGAGGAGAAGAGGAGGGUUACGUUUGAAAAGUAUGGACGGCGUGUGAAGGAGAGGAUGCACCAUAACAUUCCUCACCGCUUCACUGUGGGCCUCAACAUGAGAGCGGCUAAAUGUGCGGUGUGCCUGGAUACUGUGCACUUCGGCCGACAGGCUGCAACCUGCCUGGAAUGCCAUACUCUGUGCCAUCCUAAGUGCUCCCCCUGUCUUCCCGCUACAUGUGGCCUGCCUCCAGAAUACGCCACCCACUUCUCGGAGGCUCUGUGCAGAGACAAGGCCAACUCUCCAGCCCUUCAGGUCAAAGAGGCCUCUGGUCACGUGCGCCUGGAGGGCUGGAUGAAGCAGCCCAGGAAUGGCAAGCGUGGUCAGCAAGGAUGGGAGAGCAAGUAUGUUGUUCUGGACGGAACCAAAGUCUCCAUCUAUGAGUCCGAACCCAGAGAAGAUUCCGUGAAGCCGCAAGAGGAGUUUGAGCUGUGUUUGCCGGAUGGUGAGGUGACAGUGCAUGGAGCUGUUGGAGCUUCAGAGCUCAUCAACACUGCCAAGUCAGAUAUCCCAUAUGUGCUGAAGCUGGAGUCUCAUCCUCACACUACGUGUUGGCCUGGUCAGUCUCUCUACUUCAUGGCCCCUAGUUUCCCUGAUAAGCAGCGCUGGGUGGCAGUUCUGGAGUCAGUGGUGGCUGGCAGCAGGGGCUCCCGUGAUAAAAGCGAAUCAGAUGCGGCAGGUGUAGCUAAACGACAGAAGAAUCUCUCACCAUUGGUGCAGAAACUACUGGGGAACUCUUUGCUGAAGCUGGAGGGUGAUGACCGUUUGGAUAUCAACUGUACUUUACCCCUGACUGAUCAGAUUGUAAUGGUGGGUUCAGAGGAGGGUCUUUAUGCUCUGAAUGUAAUAAAGAACUCUCUGACACACAUCCCGGGCCUCACCUCCGUCUUCCAGAUCCAGAUUCUUAAAGAACUCGACAAACUGCUCAUGAUCACGGGAGAGGAGCGUGCUCUGUGUCUGGUGGAGAUUAAGAGAGUGAAGCAGUCUCUGUCUCAGUCUCACCUGCCUGCUCAGCCUGAACUCAGCCCCUAUAUUUUUGAGACAGUGAAGGGCUGCCAUCUCUUCGCCUCUGGCAAGAUUGAAAACACAAUGUGCAUUUGUGCUGCAAUGCCCAACAAGAUCACCAUCCUGCGCUACAACGAAAGCCUCAGCAAGUUCUGCAUUAGGAAGGAGAUAGAGACCUCAGAGCCCUGCAGCUGUAUUCACUUCACAGGCUACAGCAUCAUUAUCGGCACCAACAAGUUCUACGAGAUCGAGAUGAAGCAGUAUGUGCUGGAGGAGUUCCUGGAUAAGAACGAUGUGACGCUGGCCUCGGCUGUGUUCGCAGCCUCCUCCCACAGCUUCCCCAUCUCCAUCAUCCAGGUCUCCUGCGCCCCACAGAAGGAUGAGUACCUUCUCUGUUUCCAUGAGUUUGGAGUGUUUGUGGACGCAUACGGCCGCAGAAGUCGCAGUGAUGAUAUCAAAUGGAGCAGGCUGCCACUGUCUUUUGCUUACAGAGAGCCUUACCUGUUUGUGACUUACUUCAACUCUUUGGAUGUGAUUGAGGUCCAGAGCCAUUCUGCUUUGGGGCCUCACUCCUACGCCCACCUGGACAUCCCUAACCCGAGGUACCUGGGUCCUGCCAUUUCAUCUGGCGCUGUCUACCUGGCCUCUUCCUACCAGAACAAGCUAAGGGUUAUCUGCUGCAAGGGCAACCUGGUACAGGAAGGCUCCACCUCUGAGCAACAAAGAAACGGCUCCACCCGCAGCCCUAACAAACGUGGUCCUCCUUCCUAUAAUGAGCACAUCUCUAAGCGGCUAGCGUCCGGUCCCGCGUCACAGGAGAGCCUGCAUCAGCCUGGAACACCCCAUCGCUACCGUGAGGCCCGUACUGAGUUCCGCAGGGACAAGUCUCCUGGUCGGCUGGUGGAGCAGAGGCUGGAGAGGUCUCCUGGCCGGGCCAUGGACCCCCGGCUGGACCGCUCGCCUGGCAGGGUGAUCGACCUGCGGAGAGAGAGGUCGCCUGGCCGAGCAUUUGAGGAGCCUCGCCAGAGGCUUCAUACAGGCUCAGCACGCACACCUAUCAAUGGGGUUAACAAGGUAUGGGAUCAGUCAUCCGUGUGAGUGACGUGAGCUCUGCACCAAUCAGAGGAGAAGAACACAGCCCACACACUACAGGACAGUUAAUCUAUCAUAUCAGUAAGAAGGAUGAAGUAAGUCAUGUGACCUGGUCAACAAACCCCCAAUAAAAAGAGGCAACCAGUGAAAUCUCUGCACAGCAUAGCAACCACAGCACAAUAUCUCACUGUAGAAGGCCUUACUGAAAGAAUAACACCAGUUAUUAUUGAAUUAUUAGUGCCCAUCUGGCUAGCACUAUGUAGUAAAAGUAACACUUUUAAAGUAAUGGGGAAGAGUUGCUUGGUUACAUGAUUGAACAUUCCUGAUUUAACAUACUGGAUAAAAUGCAGUUGUCCCAAAAACAAAUUUACGAAUACAACAUAUAAGCCCCUUUAUUCUUUGUUUCCGUCAGUCUGAUUUUUCUGUCCUUUUUCUUCCCUCUCUUUCAUCUCAACCUGAAGCAGGUUGCCAGAAAGCACAGCAGUGCAAAGAUCAUCUUGAGAUGGUGGAGCAUCACUUUGUAUGCUAAUCUUUAAGGUGAUCCUAACACUGCAGUGCUUUUUGGAAACCGGGUUCUGCACAGUCUCCGAUGUCUGUCUUUAUCUCCUUCUCUCACUGCACUACCCACAAUGUCCGGCAAACAGCCUCUAGCCCUGUUGAAGAAACAGGGAAUUUGUACUACUUCAGGAUGUCAUUUGACACUUGUAUAUAAGCUGUUCUUUCUUUCUUUUCUUUUGUCUUUUUUUUUCUUUUUAACACUGUAAAAGGGAAUACUAAGGCUGGUUAAGCCAUGUCUAUUUUUGUUAACGAAGAAAAGCGAGACACUCGUUUGUAAACGCCUUCUUGAAUGUCUAAACUAAAUAUGUGGACCACA